Rhipicephalus microplus (southern cattle tick) is the source of this 1907-nucleotide messenger RNA. RefSeq names its product adiponectin receptor protein 1. NCBI's taxonomy places the organism in Eukaryota, Metazoa, Arthropoda, Arachnida, Ixodida, Ixodidae. Gene Ontology annotation, molecular function: signaling receptor activity. Gene Ontology annotation, biological process: adiponectin-activated signaling pathway. Gene Ontology annotation, cellular component: plasma membrane. The record is from RefSeq and is a predicted model, not a curated record.
AUGCGGUGUGACGUCAUCCGCGCAGCGCGCUUGCGCCACGCCGAGGUCCGACUGCGGUUCACGUGGGCAGACCAGAGGAUCGCCGGCGGAGGCCAUGUGCGACUGGCGAGCCGCCGGCGAGCCGGAGCGAGCCCGCCGAUAGCGCGGACCACGAGGAAAUGCCGGAAACGCAGCAGCGCGUGCCGGCUUCCCUCGGCCGAUCUGGGUCACCCGAGGGACCAGGCGGCUUUCGCUCUCAACGCCGGCGGGUCGGCAGCGACAGUCGACAGCUGCUGCGCUCGGGACUCGUCGGCGCGCCGUGACCCGGGACGGACGAUGUUCACCAGCAACACGGACGGCACAGCCGAGGUGGCCGAGCCCUCACCCGCCGAGUUGUACCCGCCGGAGCCGGCGGCCGACACGGCGCUCCUGGACGACAACACGCUGGACGAUGCGGAGCCCGAGAAGCCACCCCCGGAUCCCGGCGUGCCGGACGGCCCCGUUGUCCGACUCAGGCAGCCGUGCGCGGCCAGCCCGGCCCGGACUGGCGAGCCGCUGCUCGACGUCAACGGACGGCGGCCCGACGCCCACCGCAAGUUCCUGGUCGAGGUGCGGCUCGACGAGGAGCCCAAGAAGACGCUCACUCACUGGGACGUGUGUCACUUUAGUGCGCUUCCCAAGUGGCUGCAAGACAACGACUACCUGAUCAACGGCCACAGGCCCCCGCUUCCGUCGUUCCGCGCCUGUGCCCUGUCAGUGUUCCGCGUGCACACCGAGACUGGCAACAUCUGGUCUCACUUGCUCGGCUCUCUGGCGUUCGCUACGACGGGCGCACUCUUCCUGUGGCGGCACAACCUGCCGCUCGCGGAGCAGGCCGUGUUCGGAGCUUUCUUUUUCUGCGUGUUCCUCUGCUUCUUCACUUCCACGCUGUACCACACCAUGCACUGCCACUCAGAGCACAUUGGCAAAUUCUUCAGCCGACUCGACUACUGUGGCAUCGUGAGCAUCGUGGCCGGGUGUUUCACGCCUUGGAUCCACUUCCUCUUUUGGUGCGAGCCACGAACCAAGCUAUUUUACCUUCUGCUGGGCUACGCUCUGUGCGUGGUCACCAUCAACCUGACCAUGUGGGAGAAGUUUGGCCGGCCACACUUUCGCCUGCUCCGCGCUUCAGUCUUCACAGGCCUGGCCAUCAGCUGUUCGCUACUCCCCGGCGUGCACUUCGUGGCAGUGCAUGGCCUUCACCUGGCCUUCUUUGAGCUCGCGUACGGCUGGCUUCUGGCCAUGUCGCUGGUGGCACUAAUCGGCGUGGCGCUGUACGCCCUACGAGUGCCCGAGCGCUACUUCCCGGGUCGCUGCGACAUCCUCUUCCAUAGCCACCAGUUCUUCCACCUGGCCGUCAUCGUGGGCGCAUACAUCCACCUGCGCUGCCUGUGCGUCAUGGCGCUCUACCGGCACUCGCCCGUCGGGGCCCAGUGCCGUGCCUGACCAUAUCCCACAAGCAAUAGCGAGCUUCUGUGAUACCGGGACGAUGAUGCCUCACACACGUGCCGGAGGGCCUUCCCUACAGAGCGCCACUAGGACAGACAGAGGGACUAUUUUGCAUACUUUUAUAUUCCCCGCUGCCACCGGCCCACCCUACUGUGCGUAGAUGGUGCAUCCUCGCCGUUCGCCGAGUUCAGUUUCGCACGCCUUUGCUCUCUCACCUUGCGCAGUUUCGUACGGUAAGACCUGUCGCUCCCACCGCUUAUGCAUCCGCCGGUACACUCGGCUGGGGCCCCCUUCUUCGUUCAGCGUCCCUCGAGACCCUGAGCGCCGAAGGCCUCCGGCAGGGAGCCAUGGCGUUGGAGCUUUUGAAUGCAAAUCUACCAAUGUGCCCCUACACAAAAUAUUUUUUUUUGCUAUCGAAAACCACAGUGCCGUGAAGAUGA